Molecule: messenger RNA, 6051 nt
Organism: Closterium sp. Naga37s-1
Lineage: Eukaryota; Viridiplantae; Streptophyta; Zygnematophyceae; Desmidiales; Closteriaceae
Source: the annotation of a GenBank genome assembly
AUGCUCUCCCCGGACGCCCCAGAGCGUCGCGAUGCUCUCCCCGGACGCCCCAGAGCGUCGCUAUGCUCUCCCCGGACGCCCCAGAGCGUCGCGAUGCUCUCCCCGGACGCCCCAGAGCGUCGCGAUGCUCUCCCCGGACGCCCCAGAGCGUGGCGAUGCUCUCCCCGGACGCCCCAGAGCAUCGCGAUGCUCUCCCCGGACGCCCCAGAGCGUCGCGAUGCUCUCCCCGGACGCCCAAGAGCGUCGCGAUGCUCUCCCCGGACGCCCCAGAGCGUCGCGAUGCUCUCCCCAGCCGCCCGUGAGCGUCGCGAUGCUCUCCCCGGACGCCCCAGAGCGUCGCGAUGCUCUCCCCGGACGCCCCAGAGCGUCGCGACGCUCUCCCCGGACGCCCUAGAGCGUCGCGAUGCUCUCCCCGGACGCCCCAGAGCGUCGCGAUGCUCUCCCCGGACGCCCCAGAGCGUCGCGAUGCUCUCCUCGGACGCCCCAGAGCGUCGCGAUGCUCUCCCCGGACGCCCCAGAGCGUCGCGAUGCUCUCCCCGGACGCCCCAGAGCGUCGCGAUGCUCUCCCCGGACGCCCCAGAGCGUCGCUAUGCUCUCCCCGGACGCCCCAGAGCAUCGCGAUGCUCUCCCCGGACGCCCCAGAGCGUGGUGAUGCUCUCCCCGGACGCCCCAGAGCGUGGCGAUGCUCUCCCCGGACGCCCCAGAGCGUCGCGAUGCUCUCCCCGGACGCCCAAGAGCGUCGCGAUGCUCUUCCCAGCCGCCCCAGAGCGGACGCCCCAGAGCGUCGCGAUGCUCUUCCCAGCCGCCCCAGAGCGGACGCCCCAGAGCGUCGCAAUGCUCUCCUCGGACGCCCCAAAACGUCGCGAUGCUCUCCCCGGACGCCCCAGAGCGUCGCGAUGCUCUCCCCGGACGCCCCAGAGCGUCGCGAUGCUCUCCCCGGACGCCCCAGAGCGUCGCUAUACCCUCCCCGGACGCCCCAGAGCGUCGCGAUGCUCUUCCGGACGCCCCAGAGCGUCGCGAUGCUCUCCCCGGACGCCCCAGAGCGUCGCGAUGCUCUCCCCGGACGCCCCAGAGCGUCGCGAUGCUCUCCCCGGACGCCCUAGAGCGUCGCGAUGCUCUCCCCGGACGCCCCAGAGCGUCGCGAUGCUCUCCCCGGACGCCCCAGAGCGUCGCGAUGCUCUCCUCGGGCGCCCCAGAGCGUCGCGAUGCUCUCCCCGGACGCCCCAGAGCGUCGCGAUGCUCUCCCCGGACGCCCCAAAACGUCGCGAUGCUCUCCCCGGACGCCCCAGAGCGUCGCGAUGCUCUCCCCGGACGCCCCAGAGCGUCGCGAUGCUCUCCUCGGACGCCCCAGAGCGUCCCUAUGCUCUCCCCGGACGCCCCAGAGCGUCGCGAUGCUCUCCCGGACGCCCCAGAGCGUCGCGAUGCUCUCCCGGACGCCCCAGAGCGUCGCGAUGCUCUCCCCGGACGCCCCAGAGCGUCGCGAUGCUCUCCUCGGACGCCCCAGAGCGUCGCUAUGCUCUCCCCGGACGCCCCAGAGCGUCUCGAUGCUCUCCCGGACGCCCCAGAGCGUCGCGAUGCUCUCCCCGGACGCCCCAGAGCGUCGCGAUGCUCUCCCCGGCCGCCCCAGAGCGUCGCGAUGCUCUCCCUGGACGCCCCAGAGCGUCGCGAUGCUCUCCCCAGACGCCCCAGAGCGUCGCGAUGCUCUCCCCGGACGCCCCAGAGCGUCGCGAUGCUCUCCCCGGACGCCCCAGAGCGUCGCGAUGCUCUCCCCGGACGCCCCAGAGCGUCGCGAUGCUCUCCCCGGACGCCCCAGAGCGUCGCUAUGCUCUCCCCGGACACCCCAGAGCGUCGCGAUGCUCUCCCCGGACGCCCCAGAGCGUCGCGAUGCUCUCCCCGGACGCCCCAGAGCGUGGCGAUGCUCUCCCCGGACGCCCCAGAGCAUCGCGAUGCUCUCCCCGGACGCCCCAGAGCGUCGCGAUGCUCUCCCCGGACGCCCCAGAGCGUCGCGAUGCUCUUCCCAGCCGCCCCAGAGCGGACGCCCCAGAGCGUCGCGAUGCUCUCCCUGGACGCCCCAGAGCGUCGCGAUGCUCUCCCCGGACGCCCCAGAGCGUCGCGAUGCUCUCCCCGGACGCCCCAGAGCGUCGCGAUGCUCUCCCCGGACGCCUCAGAGCGUCGCUAUGCUCUCCCCGGACGCCCCAGAGCGUCGCGAUGCUCUUCCCAGCCGCCCCAGAGCGGACGCCCCAGAGCGUCGCGAUGCUCUUCCCAGCCGCCCCAGAGCGGACGCCCCAGAGCGUCGCAAUGCUCUCCUCGGACGCCCCAAAACGUCGCGAUGCUCUCCCCGGACGCCCCAGAGCGUCGCGAUGCUCUCCCCGGACGCCCCAGCGCGUCGCGAUGCUCUCCCCGGACGCCCCAGAGCGUCGCUAUGCUCUCCCCGGACGCCCCAGAGCGUCGCGAUGCUCUCCCGGACGCCCCAGAGCGUCGCGAUGCUCUCCCCGGACGCCCCAGAGCGUCGCGAUGCUCUCCCCGGACGCCCCAGAGCGUCGCGAUGCUCUCCCCGGACGCCCUAGAGCGUCGCGAUGCUCUCCCCGGACGCCCCAGAGCGUCGCGAUGCUCUCCCCGGACGCCCCAGAGCGUCGCGAUGCUCUCCUCGGACGCCCCAGAGCGUCGCGAUGCUCUCCCCAGACGCCCCAGAGCGUCGCGAUGCUCUCCCCGGACGCCCCAGAGCGUCGCCAUGCUCUCCUCGGACGCCCCAAAACGUCGCGAUGCUCUCCCCGGACGCCCCAGAGCGUCGCGAUGCUCUCCCUGGACGCCCCAGAGCGUCGCGAUGCUCUCCCCGGACGCCCCAGAGCGUCGCGAUGCUCUCCCCGGACGCCCCAGAGCGUCGCGAUGCUCUCCCUGGACGCCCCAGCGCGUCGCGAUGCUCUCACCGGACGCCCCAGAGCGUCGCAAUGCUCUCCUCGGACGCCCCAAAACGUCGCGAUGCUCUCCCCGGACGCCCCAGAGCGUCGCGAUGCUCUCCCCGGACGCCCCAGAGCAGCGUCGCGAUGCUCUCCCCGGACGCCCCAGAGCGUCGCGAUGCUCUCCUCGGACGCCCCAGAGCCUUGCGAUGCUCUCCCCGGACGCCCUAGAGCGUCGCAAUGCUCUCCUCGGACGCCCCAAAACGUCGCGAUGCUCUCCCCGGACGCCCCAGAGCGUCGCGAUGCUCUCCCCGGACGCCCCAGAGCGUCGCAAUGCUCUCCUCGGACGCCCCAAAACGUCGCGAUGCUCUCCCCGGACGCCCCAGAGCGUCGCGAUGCUCUCCCCGGACGCCCCAGAGCGUCGCGAUGCUCUCCCCUGACGCUCCAGAGCGUCGCUAUGCUCUCCCCGGACGCCCCAGAGCGUCGCGAUGCUCUCCCGGACGCCCCAGAGCGUCGCGAUGCUCUCCCCGGACGCCCCAGAGCGUCGCGAUGCUCUCCUCGGACGCCCCAGAGCCUUGCGAUGCUCUCCCCGGACGCCCUAGAGCGUCGCGAUGCUCUCCUCGGACGCCCCCAGAGCGUCGCGAUGCUCUCCCCGGACGCCCCAGAGCGUCGCGAUGCUCUCCCCGGACGCCCCAGAGCGUCGCUAUGCUCUCCCCGGACGCCCCAGAGCGUCGCGAUGCUCUCCCCGGACGCCCCAGAGCGUCGCGAUGCUCUCCCCGGACGCCCCAGAGCGUGGCGAUGCUCUCCCCGGACGCCCCAGAGCAUCGCGAUGCUCUCCCCGGACGCCCCAGAGCGUCGCGAUGCUCUCCCCGGACGCCCAAGAGCGUCGCGAUGCUCUCCCCGGACGCCCCAGAGCGUCGCGAUGCUCUCCCCAGCCGCCCGUGAGCGUCGCGAUGCUCUCCCCGGACGCCCCAGAGCGUCGCGAUGCUCUCCCCGGACGCCCCAGAGCGUCGCGAAGCUCUCCCCGGACGCCCUAGAGCGUCGCGAUGCUCUCCCCGGACGCCCCAGAGCGUCGCGAUGCUCUCCCCGGACGCCCCAGAGCGUCGCGAUGCUCUCCUCGGACGCCCCAGAGCGUCGCGAUGCUCUCCCCGGACGCCCCAGAGCGUCGCGAUGCUCUCCCCGGACGCCCCAGAGCGUCGCUAUGCUCUCCCCGGACGCCCCAGAGCAUCGCGAUGCUCUCCCCGGACGCCCCAGAGCGUCGCGAUGCUCUCCCCGGACGCCCCAGAGCGUGGUGAUGCUCUCCCCGGACGCCCCAGAGCAUCGCGAUGCUCUCCCCGGACGCCCCAGAGCGUCGCGAUGCUCUCCCCGGACGCCCAAGAGCGUCGCGAUGCUCUUCCCAGCCGCCCCAGAGCGGACGCCCCAGAGCGUCGCGAUGCUCUUCCCAGCCGCCCCAGAGCGGACGCCCCAGAGCGUCGCAAUGCUCUCCUCGGACGCCCCAAAACGUCGCGAUGCUCUCCCCGGACGCCCCAGAGCGUCGCGAUGCUCUCCCCGGACGCCCCAGAGCGUCGCGAUGCUCUCCCCGGACGCCCCAGAGCGUCGCGAUGCUCUCCCCGGACGCCCUAGAGCGUCGCGAUGCUCUCCCCGGACGCCCCAGAGCGUCGCGAUGCUCUCCCCGGACGCCCCAGAGCGUCGCGAUGCUCUCCUCGGGCGCCCCAGAGCGUCGCGAUGCUCUCCCCGGACGCCCCAGAGCGUCGCGAUGCUCUCCCCGGACGCCCCAAAACGUCGCGAUGCUCUCCCCGGACGCCCCAGAGCGUCGCGAUGCUCUCCCCGGACGCCCCAGAGCGUCGCGAUGCUCUCCUCGGACGCCCCCAGAGCGUCGCUAUGCUCUCCCCGGACGCCCCAGAGCGUCGCGAUGCUCUCCCGGACGCCCCAGAGUGUCGCGAUGCUCUCCCGGACGCCCCAGAGCGUCGCGAUGCUCUCCCCGGACGCCCCAGAGCGUCGCGAUGCUCUCCUUGGACGCCCCAGAGCGUCGCUAUGCUCUCCCCGGACGCCCCAGAGCGUCUCGAUGCUCUCCCGGACGCCCCAGAGCGUCGCGAUGCUCUCCCCGGACGCCCCAGAGCGUCGCGAUGCUCUCCCCGGCCGCCCCAGAGCGUCGCGAUGCUCUCCCUGGACGCCCCAGAGCGUCGCGAUGCUCUCCCCAGACGCCCUAGAGCGUCGCGAUGCUCUCCCCGGACGCCCCAGAGCGUCGCGAUGCUCUCCCCGGACGCCCCAGAGCGUCGCGAUGCUCUCCCCGGACGCCCCAGAGCGUCGCGAUGCUCUCCCCGGACGCCCCAGAGCGUCGCUAUGCUCUCCCCGGACACCCCAGAGCGUCGCGAUGCUCUCCCCGGACGCCCCAGAGCGUCGCGAUGCUCUCCCCGGACGCCCCAGAGCGUGGCGAUGCUCUCCCCGGACGCCCCAGAGCAUCGCGAUGCUCUCCCCGGACGCCCCAGAGCGUCGCGAUGCUCUCCCCGGACGCCCCAGAGCGUCGCGAUGCUCUUCCCAGCCGCCCCAGAGCGGACGCCCCAGAGCGUCGCGAUGCUCUCCCUGGACGCCCCAGAGCGUCGCGAUGCUCUCCCCGGACGCCCCAGAGCGUCGCGAUGCUCUCCCCAAACGCCCCAGAGCGUCGCGAUGCUCUCCCCGGACGCCCCAGAGCGUCGCGAUGCUCUCCCUGGACGCCCCAGAGCGUCGCGAUGCUCUCCCUGGACGCCCCAGAGCGUCGCGAUGCUCUCCCCGGACGCCCCAGAGCGUCGCGAUGCUCUCCCCGGACGCCCCAGAGCGUCGCGAUGCUCUCCUCGGACGCCCCAGAGCGUCGCGAUGCUCUCCUCGGACGCCCCAGAGCGUCGCUAUGCUCUCCCCGGACGCCCCAGAGCGUCGCGAUGCUCUCCCCGGACGCCCCAGAGCAUCGCGAUGCUCUCACCGGACGCCCCAGAGCGUCGCGAUGCUCUCCCUGGACGCCCCAGAGCGUCGCGAUGCUCUCCCCGGACGCCCUAGAGCAUCGCAAUACUCUCCCCGGACGCCCCAGAGCGUCGCGAUGCUCUCCCCGGACGCCCCAGACCGUCGCGAUGCUCUCCCCAGCCGCCCCAGAGCGUCGCGAAGCUCUCCCCGGACGCCCUAG